AUGUAUUAUGGCUGUACAUGCAGAGAAAACAGAGCGUACAUACUACCCGUGUACAACCAUAUAUCCAGUAAACAAAUUGGAUUUCUAAUUUGUAUUUCGCUCUCUAUGGAAGAACAAGCACACCCUAAAUGGCGAGGCAAAUCCUGUGCUCAGGUGAAUGGCCAUGCAGCACAAGAGGUGUGGCCUCUCUUGGCCGAUUUCUGUAACCUACACAAAAUAUUCCCCAAAGUCGAAACAUGUUACCAGCUAGAGGAAGUUGCCGGCCAAACCGGUAUAGUUCGAUACUGCGCUGGAUUUGCGACUAAUAAAGACAAGUCGACCGUUAAGUGGUGCAAAGAGAGGCUGCUAAUGAUCGACCCGAUCGAACGGUGCUUUAGCUACGAGGUAAUUGAUAGUAACAUGGGGUUUCAGUCGUACAUAGCAAUAAUGCGGGUAGUCCCGAUCGACGAUGGUAGCUCCAUGAUUGAGUGGUCAUUUGUUAGUGACCCGAGCGAGGGCAAGAGAAUGGAAGACGUUCAAUCUUUUGGUGAAUUUUCUCUUCAAUCCAUAGCAAAGAAGAUCGAGCUUGUUCUUACCAAUUCAACCAGUUAACUAUCCAGCGUUGCAUGUGCCCUACAUCACUAUCUUUCUGUAUUCCUUUGUUUUCACGAUAGACAAUAAUAAAUUAAUAAUUUAGUGCCUCCA
Argentina anserina (silverweed cinquefoil) is the source of this 684-nucleotide messenger RNA. RefSeq names its product lachrymatory-factor synthase-like. NCBI's taxonomy places the organism in Eukaryota, Viridiplantae, Streptophyta, Magnoliopsida, Rosales, Rosaceae. The record is from RefSeq and is a predicted model, not a curated record. The transcript has a single exon. Bases 1 to 591 code for a protein of 196 amino acids.